AUGCCUCACAAGCAUACCAGAAGGGAUCACGAUCCUGCAUCAUUCGAUCUCCCUCCGUCUCAGAUUGCAAGGCCAUUGCCCGUUCAACAGAGAAGCCGGAAAGCUCUGGCUGCCGCCGCGAAAAACGGCAAGAACGGAAAGAACCCAAAGACAGAAAACGAUGGUAUUAAAAAGAGGAAGGGUCGUAGCAAAGAUGACGACGCACCAAGAGCGUUUAAGCGCAUGAUGGCGCUGGCUUCCGGCAAGAAGCAACGAUCUGGGCUCGACAACGGCGAAACUGUGAAUCAGAAGAAGAAGGCCGCCAAGAAAGCUGCCUCCGUCGCCGAAAAGAAAGACGAAUCAAGCGAAAAUGCCGAAAAGUCCGAAGUACCGACUAUUCGUCCGGGUGAGAAGAUGUCCGACUUUUCUGCGCGUGUCAACGCUGCUCUGCCACUUGCUGGCCUUGUCAACAAGACAGAAAGGGGUGGAAAGGAUCCCCUGGGACUAAAGGUCCACAAGACGCGGAAAGAGCGCAAGAUGCACAAGCUUUAUGACCAGUGGCGGGAGGAGGAGCGGAAGAUCCAGGAACAGAGGGAAGAGGACAUGGAGGAAGUGGCGGAGCGCGAACUGGACGAGGAGAUCAAUGGCGGUACUUUUGGUAACUUUGGACAGACACCUGCUGCCUUCUACGGGUCCAAUCAGGACGGGAAGAAGAAGAAGAAGAAGGGCAAGAAGGGCAAGGGCGCAGACCGCGAAGAGGAUCCCUGGGCGGUACUCAAGAAGAUGCGUGCAGAGGCCAAGGUGGGCCUCCACGAUGUCGCCCAGGCGCCGCCGGAGCUUCACAGGGCUGGACGGGAGAAGCUCUUGGUUCGUGGUGCCGCCGUCGACGUGUCAAACGUACCAAAGUCUGCCGGAAGUUUGAGAAGGCGCGAGGAGCUUCAGGAGAUACGGGAUGAAUUGGUCUCUUCUUACAGGAGGAAGAGGGAGGAAAAACUGGCCCGUCUUGCUGCUGAAACUUCCGCCUCAACUUCAUAA
Molecule: messenger RNA, 1014 nt
Organism: Colletotrichum higginsianum IMI 349063
Lineage: Eukaryota; Fungi; Ascomycota; Sordariomycetes; Glomerellales; Glomerellaceae
Product: Urease accessory protein
Exons: 2
Coding region: 1-1014 (337 amino acids)
Source: RefSeq, a predicted model, not a curated record